Messenger RNA from Linum trigynum, 4233 nucleotides. The record is from the annotation of a GenBank genome assembly. Lineage: Eukaryota; Viridiplantae; Streptophyta; Magnoliopsida; Malpighiales; Linaceae.
CCACAAAAAAUAUUUCUGGUUCGGGUUUUACCCACCCGAUUAGGUCGAAUUCGGGUGGAUAUCCACGGUUACGGAUAUUUUUGCCAUCCCUAGCGGGUGAGGGUUUGGGGGGUGGUGUGGAGGAGGAGGAAGAAGAUAAGAUAUGAUUGGGAGGCGGUCGAUUUAAAAUAAAAAGGGGUGAAGGCGGUGCCACCUCAGUCUUGGGCGCCAACGCCUCGAACUGGGUAUAUUUUUUAAAACCGCGGCCCCGCCUUACGUCAGGUGGCUCCGCGUCCAUCUUUAUCCAAAAACACAAUAUACUUGUAAAUACUUUUUAAUCCGCAAUAUUAGUGGUAAAUUUUAAAAAAUAGACAAUAUUUGUGUCAUUGUACCACAGUAUCCGGACUAUAUUGUAUAUUGUACCUUAAGUUGCUGAAUAAACACACUUUAUUGAACACGCGGCAAAAUGUAAGCGGCUAGACGAGAUACCUCGAAAGACUGAAAAUAUCAUUAGGCGGGCAACGGACGAAUCAACGGAUAAUUCCUUUAGGAUUUCUCCUUCUCUGCUAGCUCCACCCACCUGAGAAAUCACCAGAUAAGCCGGCGGCGGUGGAGAUUGGAAUCACCUCAGCGAAUCUUCACCAGUCUGAAGACAGCUCCUAAUUUUGAGAAAUUUGUAUGGAGAGCUAGGGUUUCGAUUCGGCUAAUUGAAAAGGAGUCCUGUUCUCUUCUUUCGCAGACACAGAAAUGAGCACUUCAGUGAUUCUCCGCGGUGAUUGUAGUCCAUUGCUGCUCUACUCGCCGGCGAUUUGCAGCUCUUGUUUUUGCGACCUUCGCUCCCCGCCAUCCUCCGCAACAUUCGUCGCUUCUUGCCGCCGGCUGAAACGGUAUCGGUCGAGAGAUUUGAAGCUUUGCCUGGCUCCAAAGCUCUAUGAGACAAGAAGGAUAGUUUGUAGAGCGACGGAGACGCAGAUUGAACCUGAGAACAAUGACGAUAAGGAAAAUGAUGCACCUGCAGGAAGCGAGGGAGAGGAAUCGGAAGUCGAUUCACCGGCUGAACAAGUUCCCCAGCCUGAUUCUCAGCCUAUAAUGAUGAAUCAAAUCAACAAUGUCAAUGGGGAAGCCAAAGCUGAAGGUGGAACCGUGGAGGUUGAGGAUGUCCAAGUUACUUCAGGUUCCCCUCUACCAGGCUUGAAGCUAGACGAGUCAUUCAGGAUUCCAAAGGAAACGGUUGACAUACUUAAGGAUCAAGUGUUUGGGUUUGACACUUUCUUUGUCACAAGUCAGGAGCCCUAUGAGGGCGGAGUCUUGUUUAAAGGAAACCUGCGUGGGCAAGCUGCUAAAAGCUGGGAUAAGUUAACAAAAAGACUGCACACCAAAUUUGGCAAUGAGUAUAAACUUUUCCUUCUCAUUAAUCCAGAGGAUGAUAAACCAAUUGCAGUAGUAGUUCCAAGAAAGACACUGCAACCAGAGACAACAGCGGUACCUGAAUGGUUUGCAGCAGGGGCUUUUGGACUAGUCACAGUUUUUACUCUGCUUCUUAGAAAUGUACCUCAACUGCAGUCCAACGUACUAUCAACUGUUGACAAUCCCGAGUUAUUGUACAAUGGCCUUCCUGGAGCCCUUGUCACUGCACUUAUUCUCGGGGUACAUGAGUUGGCCCACAUAAUCGUUGCUAAAGACGCUGGGAUUAUGCUUGGGGUUCCAUAUUUUGUCCCAAGUUGGCAGAUAGGUUCCUUUGGUGCUAUCACAAGGAUAAGGAACAUUGUCUCCAAACGCCAAGAUCUUCUCAAGGUUGCAGCUGCAGGCCCUUUAGCAGGCUUCUCCUUGGGUUUUGUCCUUCUUCUUCUCGGAUUCUUCUUACCGCCCAGCGAUGGAAUCGGUACCAUUGUGGACCCUACUGUUUUUCACGAAUCAUUUCUUGUUGGCGGCCUUGCUAAACUGCUCCUAGGAGAUGCACUGAAGGAGGGUAGUCCGAUAUCAAUCAAUCCCCUAGUGAUAUGGGCAUGGGCUGGACUUCUAAUAAAUGCCAUCAACAGCAUCCCUGCAGGAGAGCUUGAUGGAGGAAGAAUAUCUUUUGCCAUAUGGGGAAGGAAGACCUCGUCUCGCUUCACAGCUGCCUCGAUCAUCCUUCUCGGGUUAUCUUCACUGUUUAACGACAUUGCCUUCUUCUGGGUCGUUUUGAUAUUCUUCUUGCAGAGAGGUCCAAUCGCCCCAAUCUCGGAAGAGAUCACCGAUCCUGACGACAAAUACAUUUACCUCGGCGUGUUAGUUCUGGUGCUGGGGCUGUUGGUAUGCCUGCCAUACCCAAUCCCUUUUAGAGAAGAAGCCAUGACUAGUUUCUUGUGAGGUGGGUAGUGGCAUUGUUAGUCUGUUACUCAAACCCCCCCAAAGGUACAUUGGAUCUCUCUUACUGCCGUCGUCUACAAGGAUCGAAGUUGUGUAAUCCGAGAACAAUUUUUUUUUUUGUGUCAAAGAUAUUCCGAAUCGAAAUGAUAGAUAUCUAAAUAGUUAUAAUCGACAGGGACUAGAGCCAAGGGAACACGAUGCAGAGGUGCCAUUCCUCUUUCAUACGUACAGUCAUCUUCUAAUCCUGACAUGGUCAGGUGUCAAAGAUGUAUUUAGUAGUCAAUUACUGGUUUCAACCGCUGCAGCGGCGAGCGCGUAUACGCAUAGAGGCGGCCCCGGCUGCCGGCUGGAGAAGACAACGAGGGCGACCAACGUCAGCAUCACAAAGCAGAUACACAGAGAGCUCAUAGGCUUUCUUCAGCAGCCAAAUAUUCUUGCGCUUGCAUAAUGUCUAAUUGGCGAUUCGUCGUCUUCUUGGUCCUCUUUGCCGCUGUUUGCUUUGCUCUGUUGAUCUCUUCUUGAUAUUCUCCUGUGGUGACUGAGAACUUGCUCGAACAUCUGAUGCGAUCCUGUAACUUGGCACCUCUUUUUGUCGUGAAAUGAAAAUGUUACUGCAGGGAAAGGGGUUAAUUGCAUGGUUGGUCAUUGAGAUUACAAAAAACGUUCAUGUUUGGUCACUGAAAAUAUUUAAAUCCAAUCUUGGUCACUCAAAUUAGUUAAAUGGUUCAAGUUUGGUCACUAUCCAGCCAACUCCGUUAAAUUUGUAUGAUGUGGCAGUCAACCCUCAAAGUUGACCGUUAACACGGUGACGUGGCAAUUAAAAAAUAAAAAAUAAAAUAAAUUUUAAUCUUCUACCAUUUCCGACUCAUUUUCACAAUAACGUAAAAUAAAUAAAACAAAAAAUUAUUAUAGUUACAAAUUGAAAGGGUAGCUUCCUCCUCCGCCACCACAUCCCUUCUCCACAACUAAACCAUCUCCCAAUUCCCAUCCCUAACUCCGUCCCUGCCGCUCCCCGAUCAUAAUCACCUACACUGUCGCGAGCAAUCGAAGGGUAUACUUCAUCCUCGUCAGACGAAUUCCUCCCAGCGAACCAAGACCCUUCUUGUCUCCUCUUCUCUCGACCUUUCCCCUUGUCUUCUUCAACUGUUUGAGUCAAACAUAUAUACUUCACCCUCAUCUUCUCCCAUCACCUCCUUUGACCUAUGGAACGAAUUACAGGCGAAAUUGCUAAACGAAGCAGCGUAAUUGAUGGAACCAAUUGCAGAACCAAAUGGUAGUGGAAAAUGAGGGCAUUGGAUUAUGACGGCUGCGAACCCUCCAAAUCUCGUUUCCCUCGACCAAAUCCCUCGUUCAGUCAGAGGAAUCUGGACCUCGCGGCAUGGAACAUGACUUCUUCGUCCAAAAACUUCUCGUCCUUACCUCUGUGUAAUAAAAAAACAGUUGUCGCUGCUUGGAUCCUAUGACAACGGUCACAGAAGCGGCUGGAGGUCGUAUCUAUUCCCAUAUCCCUUCAUCUUGACGAAAUAGUGGGUCACAGCGAGCGAGGGAUGUUGAGCCCUGAUUUUGUAUAUGGAAGGUUCGAUGUAGAUCCUGGAACGACGACAUAACAGGGGAUGAUGUUGUUUCGGUCGAUUAUUUGAUGGCCAGUAGUCACCGUAGCUUCGAGAUCUCACCUGCGCUGUCGCGAGCAAUCGAAGGGUCGGUGCAGUAGGCGGAAAGCGGGCAGGGACAGCGGCAGGGGCGGAGCUAGGAUGAGGAAUUGGAAGUUGAUUUGGUUGCGGGGAAGGGAUGUGGUGGAGGAGGAGAAAGCUACUCUUUCAAUUUGUGACUAUAAUAUAUUUUUUUAUUUUACUUUAUUGUGAAUAUGAGUUUGAAAUGGUAGAAGAUUAAAAUUUAUUUUAUUUA